Molecule: messenger RNA, 8455 nt
Organism: Rhincodon typus (whale shark)
Lineage: Eukaryota; Metazoa; Chordata; Chondrichthyes; Orectolobiformes; Rhincodontidae
Product: DDB1- and CUL4-associated factor 1
Exons: 24
Coding region: 100-4644 (1514 amino acids)
Biological process (GO): protein ubiquitination
Cellular component (GO): Cul4-RING E3 ubiquitin ligase complex; nucleus
Molecular function (GO): nuclear estrogen receptor binding; histone H2AT120 kinase activity
Source: RefSeq, a predicted model, not a curated record
GUCACCGCCGCCAUCACUGGGAGCGUGGAGCCGAGCGGAGCCUGCGGCCUGAGGCUGAUACAGACGGAGCUCAUCGCUGCCCGACAGCCAGGCUCAGCAAUGGCUUCGGUUACUACAAAUGUUGAUUCCAAAGCCGAGCUCACCUCAUUACUGGAACAGUGGGAGAGGGAGAACAACAAUGGGCAGAACAUUGUCCCUGUCUUGACCAAGAUUUCAGACCUAAUUGAGAAAGAGACUGAGGAGUACCAUAAGGCUGACCCUGAUCCAUUUGAUGAUAGGCACCCUGGUCGAGCAGAUCCAGAAUGUAGAUUGGGACAUCUAUUAAAAAUACUCUUCAAAAAUGAUGAUUUCAUGAAUGCGCUGGUGAAUACGUAUGUGAUGACCAGUAGAGAUCCUCCAGUCAACACUUCAGCGUGCCGUCUGCUGUUGGAUAUCAUGCCUGGAUUGGAAACUGCUGUUGUCUUUCAGGAGAAGGAGGGAAUUGUUGAAAACCUGUUCAAAUGGGCAAAGGAAAGUGACCAGCCACUGAGAACCUAUGCCACUGGUCUCCUUGCUGGGGCUAUGGAAAACCAGGACAUUGCAGCCAACUACCGGGAAGAAAACUCUCAAAUGGUGCCAGUAAUGUUGCAACGCUUACGAGAUUUGCAGCUUCAGGACUUGGAGAACAACCAGAAGAUGAAAUGGCAAAGCCCGCGGAAGCCACACUUCACUUCACUUCUUCCAAUGGAUGAGGAGGCAGUGGACAUGGACUACGGUGACACGUCGAAAAUUGAGGAUGGUGAGGACUGUACUGACGAUGUGUCCUUCCAGAUAACUUCUUCACAUAAAACCAGCAGCAGGAUGAACUCCACUGUCAAGAGCACAGAAAGCGAGGAUGGUGUAAAGGGGAAAGAUGGACGAAGGACUGAGAGGGAGGAUGUAAGGAAAGCAACCAAACAAAGACUCAACUUUGCCAGCUUGGACCCUGAACGAAUAUGCAACGAGCAGUCAAACAGCUGGUCAGAAAUGUCAUCUUGGGUGAUUGGCAAUAAUUAUAAUCUUUUCCCUUUGACCUCUGCCAUCGAGCAAAGGUUAAUUCUUCAAUACUUAACACCCUUAGGGGAGUAUCAGGAGUUGCUAGCUGUGUUCAUGCAGCUUGGUGCUCGAGAACUGCUGAUGUACUACAUUGACCUGAAGCAGACUAAUGAUGUCCAGCUGACUUUUGAAGCUCUUAAGUACUUGGCCUCUCUGUUGUUACACAAAAAAUUUGCAGCUGAGUUUGUGGCUCACGAAGGAGUUCAGAAACUGUUGGAGAUUCCCAGGCCCUCCAUGGCUGCCACAGGAGUGUCCCUGUGUUUGUAUUAUUUGGCUUACAACCAGGAUGCGAUGGAACGGCUGUGCUUGUUACCACAGUACGUACUGUCCGAUGUUGUCAGCUACACCCUGUGGCUAUUGGAAUGCUCCCAUGAGUCGGGCCGCUGUCAUGCCACUUUGUUUUUCUCCAUCUCUUUCGCUUUUCGCUCCAUUCUGGAACUUUUUGAUUUACAAGAUGGUCUCCGACGAGUAGUAAACCUGAUCAGCACACUGGAAAUCUUAAACCUGGAAGAUCAGGGUGCAUUGCUGAGUGACGAUGAGAUAUUUGCCAGUCGCCAGACUGCCAAGCACACAUGUAUGGCUCUACGUAGGUACUUCGAGUCACAUUUGGGAAUUAAAGUGGAGCAAGUGAAAAGAUCGUUGCAACGAACAGAAGGUGGUGCUAUUAUUCACCCUCACCCACCAUGCAAGGCCUGUUCCUAUACCCAUGAGCAGGUAAUGGAGAUGAUGGAGUUUCUGAUUGAAUAUGGCCCAGCAAGACUAUUCUGGGAGCCAGCUGAGGUCUUUCACAAGCUCUCUUGUGUACAACUUCUGUUACAGCUCAUAUCCAUUGCUUGUGAUUGGAGGACUUACUAUGGCAGAAAUGACACUGUGCGUUGUGCUCUCGAUGUGCUGGCAGUCCUCACAGUAGUUUCCAAAACUCAGCUUUUGCUGGCAGAACCUGUAGAUGUGAUGGAUGAAGGGUCCUCAACUGUGACUGCGGUGGGGAUGAGCAUUAUCCUUGGAGUUGCCGAGGGGGAUAUCUUUGCAAAUGAUGCUGAGACGCAGAAAUCUGCACUUCAAGUCAUUAUCAACUGCGUCUGCGGGCCUGAUAAGCGUAUCUCCAGCAUCGGCAAGUUCAACUCCGGAACGCCUCGUCGGAAAAACCUGCAGAACCCCAAGAGCACAGAGAGUGUGCUGACUAAGAUGUGGAAUGUGGUACAGGCCAACAACGGCAUCAAGGUGUUACUGUCCUUGUUGACUGUGAAGACACCCAUCACUGAUGCGGAUCAGAUCCGCACUUUGGCGUGCAAGGCCCUGGUGGGCCUGUCACGCAGCAGUGCUGUGAAGCAGAUCAUCAGCAAGCUGCCCCUUUUCACCAGUGGCCAGAUCCAGCAACUGAUGAGGGAGCCUGUGCUUCAGGACAAGCGACACGAGCACGUCAAGUUCUGCAAGUAUGCCUCUGAGCUGAUUGAGCGUGUCUCUGGGAAGCCGUUGUCCAUCGGCUCCGAUGUCUCACUGGCCCGGCUUCAGAAGGCAGAUGUGGUGGCACAAACACGGAUCACCUUCUCUGAGAAAGAGCUGCUCUUACUCAUCCGCAACCAUCUGGUGUCUCAUGGCCUGCACGACACAGCAUCAAUGCUCACCAAGGAGGGUGACCUUCCCAGGACACCAGCCAUCCAAGCUGCACCGCCACAUUCUCCCGCCUUUGCAGCCACCGCCCCUGGCACCUCCCCUGUCAGCUUACCCCGGACUCCCAGGCUAGCCAAUGGCAUUUCAUCUCGAACCAUCAACCUAACUGCAUUUCCACCAUCCUGCCAAGCGAAGGCAGCAGCUACUCAAGGGGCCACCUCCACCUCUGGGCUCUCCUGUCCCAAUGGCUCACCAAUUAUCGGCAAGAUAAGUUUUUCCAAGGAAAAGCCAUCUCCCUGCAAUGGCACGAACCUGAAGAAGCAGAGAUUAAUUCGACAGAAGUCAGACUAUGGGGCUUACAACCAGACGCCAGCUAUUAAAAAACAACUGGACCGCCACCUCCCAUCACCACCUUCCUUGGACAGCAUCAUUACAGAAUACCUCAGAGAACAGCAUGCCCGCUGCAAGAACCCUGUUGUCACCUGCCCUCCUUUUUCCCUCUUUACCCCUCACCAGUGCCCAGAGCCAAAGCAGAGACGGCAGGCACCAUUGAACUUCACCAGCCGUGUGACCCAUAGGUCUGCUUUCCCUAAAUAUGGAGGAGUGGAUGGGGGCUGCUUUGACCGGCAUCUCAUCUUUAGCAGGUUCCGACCCAUUUCUGUGUUCAGAGAAUCAGAUGAGGAAGGCAGUGGUUUUACAUGCUGCACAUUCUCUGCGCGAGAGCGGUUUCUGAUGUUGGGGACAUGUACGGGAGAAUUAAAACUCUACAAUUUAUUUAGCGGCCAAGAAGAGGGUACAUAUGCCUGUCAUAAUUCUGCCAUAACACACCUAGAGCCAUCCAAGGAUGGAUCCUUGUUAUUAACGUCAGCAAGUUGGGGCCAGCCUCUCUCUGCUCUCUGGGGAAUGAAGUCAGUCUUUGACAUGAAGCACUCAUUCACAGAUGAUCAUUAUGUGGAAUUCAGUAAACUCUCUCAGGACAGAGUCAUUGGGACAAAGGAGGAAGUGGCUCAUAUAUACGAUAUCCAGACAGGCCAAAACAUCCUCACUCUCUACAAUCCUGACCUAGCCAACAACUACAAGCGGAAUUGUGCAACCUUUAACCCCACAGAUGAUUUGGUGUUAAAUGACGGAGUGCUGUGGGAUAUCCGUUCAACACAGGCCAUUCACAAGUUUGAUAAGUUCAACAUGAACAUCAGUGGAGUGUUCCAUCCAAAUGGGCUGGAAGUCAUCAUCAAUACAGAGAUUUGGGAUCUGCGGACAUUUCACCUUCUGCACACAGUCCCAGCAUUAGACCAGUGUCGAAUAGUCUUCAACAACACAGGCACGGUUAUAUAUGGAGCUAUGCUGCAGGCAGAUGACGAAGAUGAUUUGAUAGAAGUGCGGAUGAAGAGUCCUUUUGGAUCCUCUUUCAGGACCUUUGAUGCUACUGACUACAAACCAAUAGCAACCCUUGAUGUGAAGAGGAACAUUUUCGAUCUUUGCACAGAUACUAAGGACUGCUAUCUGGCUGUAAUUGAGAACCAAGGCAGCAGCAUGGAUGCCCUGUCAAUGGACACUGUCUGCAGAUUGUACGAAGUGGGGCGUCAGCGGCUUGCAGAGGAAGAGGAUGAAGAGGAGGAUCAGGACGAGGAAGAAGAGGAUGACGAUGAUGAUGAUGACGAUGAUGAUGAUUCUGAAGAUGACCUGGAUGACUUGGACACUGACCCAUUGCUGGAUGGGGAGGAUGAAAAUAACGGGAGUGAGGCAAAUGCAGCCCAGGAUGGAGAACGGGACUUCACGGCGUCUGAUGAGGAGGAGCUAGAAGCUCUACUGGGUAAUGGUGAAGAGGAAGCUGAGGAAGAGGAGGAGGAGGAAGACGAAGAUGAAUGGGAAGACGAAGAUACAGACAUUCUUGGAGAUUCGGAUACCACAGAUAACUCUGACUUGGAAGAUGAUAUUAUCCUGUCCCUGAAUGAAUGAUCCUACCAGCUGGAUUGAUGGACCUGGCACGCAUCACGAUCCAGGCAUGAAGAAUGCCCACCUAGUGGGCGAGACAGAAAGGAUACUAGGAGUAAUGAAUGUUUUACUUCAGGGACUGGGAGUUCAGCCCUGUGACAUACACGUACACAUGAGGAGACAAAGAAGAAGCAAAAAAAAAAUCUACUUGCAACUUUCCCAUCCAAUUCUGUGCAAUCACAAAGACUGGUCAGCUCUUUCAGACUAUGGGGCUGUGGAAUAAUUUUGCCUCGGUGGCAGCAAGCUUUUGUAAGGUCUGCUUUUGACCCUCAUGCAGUAUCGCAGCUUGGAGAGACUGCAUUUAGAAAAACUGAGAACAGUUUGUUUUUUUUAAUGGAUUUUCUAAAACACAUUUGUUUAUAUGUGUGAGUGUACAUAUUAAAAAAAAGAUAUGGAAGGUUUAUGAAGAGAACCAUAUAUUUAGGGUGAUCACAAUGAAGAUUUGGGCCAUGAUUUUCCACCAUUUCAUAUCAUGGGUAAAGUUUCUGGACUGAGCCCAUGCCCUACUAAAUGCGUCUCAUUGCUGCUUGUGUUUUAACAUUAAGGUGCACCUCAGUCAGUGUUGCAGAAUAGUUUGUGCUUUAGAUGCCAUAGCUUUCUGCGUACAGUAAGUGUUGAUAAGUUAAUCAGGAUCCUGAGGCAGCAGAUGUGCCAAUAAAUGAUCGCCUUUAUCAAACUUUGUGUGACAAGUGCGCAAAAGCAACUGUGCCCCAGCGUUUCUCAAUGGCUCCGGGUGGUGCACCCUCGCCCAGAUUCAGCCUGCAUCAACAAUUGAGAUGUACUCCGAGGAGUGUCAUCAGUCCUUUGUUUCUGCUUCUUUAACAAUGUUACUACUCACUUCUAUCAUCACUCUCCAGGAGAGGGAGGAAGAAAGCACCGUACAUUGUCUAGUUGUUUGAGACACUUUGACAUUAAUUGAAGGUAGCAUAAGUUAAGCUAACUUGGAGUUUUUACAGUUUGCAAUGUGUCCUUGCUGGAGAUUGAAAAUAUGCUUGUAUGGGGCAGGGUUGUGAAUGACCAUUUCUGAAUUCUGAGUUUGAAUGCAGUUUACUCAACAGUUGAAACUCAUUUAUUCUUUUCAAAGCAUGAGAAUUCUGGCUGGACACAGUGCCAAAACUGAUUUUAAAAAUUAGUGCACUCACAACAUGUGUUUGCAUUUUGAGGUACAUAUCCAAACUUCUAUUACACACAUUUCAAUCAAGGUGUGUGAAUGGUCCAUUCUGAGCUUUUUUCAAUAUGUCCAGCUCCAUGAAGGAGAAAUGCUAAUAGUUCUUCUCACAGAACUGAAAAGAUUACCUACAGGGAUGCGCUGUGCUGCAGUAACAAUGCAUUUAUUGUUGAGUUCUUUAGCUGAAAAAGGAAAGAUGCUGGAAUUAUCCCCUUUUACAUAGUCAACUGCUUGCAGGAAACCUUGCAAGUCAUAUGGGAUAUAUGUUAAUUAUAACUGAUAUGCAACACCUCAACAUUAGAAAAGGCAAUAAGGGUUCCUGCUGAAUUUUCCUACAUCUUUUUGGCCUCUCUAAAUGAAAUGGUGACGAAUUGUCCCCUUUGCAGGAACCUAGGUUUGAAUCCAACUCCAUUUGUGGAAAAGCAGCAGGCUUUUAUCCCACCAUUGGCUUUUCCCAGAUAUGAAAAGUCUAUACUAUAACCUCUAUCAGGUUCCAUAUCUCUCUUGAAUCUUACAACAGUGGUAUAGAGGAAUGGUUACCUCAAGGAAUAGUAAUCUCCAGUAUGAAAGUGUCUCUUGAUAACAUAUAGCCCCUCCUUAAUCGAGCAAUUUGUGACUGACAGUUGAUUUGUUGAUGGCAAUUGAAUUAAUCCUCAUUGCAAUUAGAGGGUAACAGUUUAAAAUUGCUGAUGUGAGAUAGUCUUAUGAUACACUAAUGAAUUAUUGUAUCUGUUUCUGGUUUUUUUUGCAACUGCUUUCUCUGGCACAUUCUUCUAAGCACAUUUCAUGCCUCCAUCCAUUUUCCAAUUCCAGAUAACAUUACCAGUGAUUUACAACAGCAAAUAAGUCAACCAAGUCAUUGAAAUAUGGGCGUAAUGACCAUAGCUUUUUCAGAUUUUCCACAUGGCUGUUUAAUGCAUUAUUUCCUGCCUCCAAUGAGCUGGGAAUAAGUUGAAAUGAAAUAAAGUCUGGUGCCACCUAAGCAGUAAGUGGCUGUGAUCUCCUGAACUCUUAGUAGGUGUGGUAUAAAGUCAGUAUAAGUAUUGUGUUCAAACAACAAUUUAGAAAAGGAUAGAAUUUUGAGGCCAGUCCAAUCCUGUUGCAAAUUAAAUUUGUGUAAGAUAUGACCUGGAUUGAGCGCUCAACAUCUGUCUCUUUUGUAUAUUUAACAAAAUAAUCAUGUAUUUUGGGGCUGAGAGACUGUUGGGCAGUGCGGAGAGAAUGGGUGCUUAAUGGAGCACAUGCUGGCCUUUGAUCUGAAUGCCAAUCCUCUUAGGUGGCAGUGUCAGAAGUCUCCCUUGAGGUGCUGGUGGAGAGACACUUGAGCAAGUGGCUUAUUAUUGGUAAUAUCACACUAAUGCAGUACAACAGCAUUCUAUUUACCACAAAGUCUUGGGCUAUAAACAACAAUUAAAUGUGUUUAACUUGAAUCCCAUUCAUUUGGACAUAAUCUGAAUGCUCUGCUCUGAUUUAGGAAUUGCCCAUCAGCAGUUAAAACGAACCAAUGAAUAAAGGGACCUAAGACUACUGAGACGGAAAUGUCUGGGCAUCAGCAACCAGAUCGCAGGAUUCAAGGCCAUUGAACAUCCAAUUGCAGGAUGACAAUUACUUUGAGACAGUUGAAAGGGGCCCCUUUCUCUAUCUGAUGCUGGACGUGAUCUGAGUCUCAGGUGUUGACUCUCAAUUCCUAAAGACCAUACGUUCCAUGUCUCCAUUGUUGUCUUCCAUCUCAUGAACCAAACCCCUUCAGGAAAGAAAUAUAGCCUCGUUGCAUCUUAACACCAUAAUAAAUGUGUUCUCAAUCAUCAUUAAUCUGGAAGCCUUUACCCUGAGUGGACUGAGCACAGCACAUAGCCAUCCUUGUUGUAGGUAUUUUUCAAAAUGGCAUUUCUGGAUCUCAGUCUCCACAACAGCUGUAUUGGAACAGAUUCAAAGCAGUAUGCUAAAUGUGGUGUACUGGUGUUAUUGUGGGCUUGUCUGGGUGCAAACAGUAGUGUCACUGAAAUAGUUCUUCAAGGAGGAUGCUGAAAAAUCUUUUAAUAACAAAGGAUUAAUGGUUUAAUCCUCUGCCUGUUCCCCCCUGAUGACAUCUGCUGACUUGAGCCAAAUGGUCCUAAUACAAGUAUCUGCCACUAAGUGGUGCUAGCAUACAGGAAAUGCUGGUUGCAUGCACUGGUAUCGAGGCACAGAAUGUCAAGGAUGGUGCUUUUUUUUUAAAGAAUUGGUUUUAUGUUAUUUUUCCAUUUGUUCUUGCUGGAUUUGGUCGAGUGGUACAAAGUAAUUUCUGCCCAGCCAUAAUGUGGUCUGUUAACAGAAGUACACCUCCAGUGAAUUUUCAAAGUAAUUUUUUUAUAUAUAUGUUAAAGAAAUAGGGACAGCUUGUCAGUGAGUUUUUAAAAAAAAAUGACAAGCAGGGACUGGGACUGCAUUCAUCUUGCCGGGGUGUCUCAAAUCUUUUGUGCAUUUUCUUGUAAUUUAGGAGUGUGUGAUAUGAAGCACAAAAAGGAGUCUGUAAAAAAAAAAAAAAAUAUUAGGCCUUGUACAGAAUUUAGCUGACAUAUUUUUAUUACUGGAAAUCAAACAAAUAAAGAUUACAAAAUCAGAGUC